AUGGCCACGCAACAGAAUGGCACCGCGAAUGGUGUCAACGGCGACGCCCCUGCUGGCCCAGUCAGCACCCGAUUCACAGACAUCCCUUCCGCCAUCGACAUCCCCGUGCAAGGCGACCAAGAGGACGAAGCCGUCGAGAUCGAUCUCGAGGACCUGGUCGAUGAUCCCACCGAACUCUGUACCCUUUUCGAAAACGAACGCGCCGCCAAGACAUACUGGAUGACGGUCGCUCUGGCAUAUGCCAAACAACACAAGAUCGACCAUGCCAUCGAGAUGCUCCUCCGAGGCGGAAGCGCCAUCCAGAGCAACAGCACAAACCCGCGUGAUAAGGUUAGCAUGAUCUGCUGUCUGUGCUGGAUGUAUCUGUGGAAGAGUCGAGAGGCGCCUCGAGUUGCACCCGACGGCACUCGAGUAUCCGAAGCCAAGACCAAGGAGUACUACCUCCAGCUCGCGACAUCUUCCCUGAACGACGCCGCCCGACUGAACCCAUCAUUCCCACCCAUUUUCCUCGCUAGAGGUGUUCUAUUGCUCCUGAGAGCGUCGCUGCAAGCCCCGUCUAAGACCGCUGGUGGUAUUGGUUCAGAGAAGCAUGAGCUCUUGAAGACUGCCGUCAAGUCUUUUGACGAUGCUCUCAGGGUCUCGCAGGGAAAGAAUAUGCUGGCUUUGAUGGGAAAAGCGCGGGCUCUGUUUUCUAUGCACAAGUACCCCGACUCGCUUGCGAUUUACCAAGAUGUUUUGCACAAGAUGCCAGAUUUGGUUGACCCGGAUCCCCGAAUUGGCAUUGGCUGUUGCUUCUGGCAGCUUGGCUUCAAGGAUGACGCGAAGAUGGCAUGGGAGCGAUGCCUGGAGAUCAACCCUAAUUCUAAGGUGGCCAACAUCCUCCUCGGAUUGUACUAUCUUGACGCCAGCGGCCAUGUUCCCGUUAACAGCGACGAAUUCCUCAAGCUCUACAAGAAGGCCAUGACCGAGUACACGCAAAAGUCCUUCAAGCUCGACAAGGACCUUCCUCUGACCUGCUCUACCUUUGCGAACUACUUCCUUUCGAGAAAGGCAUGGGACAAUGCCGACAAGCUCGCACACAAGGCCAUCCAGUACACGGACGUCAACGCCAUUGCUAGUGAUGGCUGGUAUCUUCUGGCCAGAAAGGAGCAUUAUAGCGGCAACACCGAGCGUGCCACCGAUUACUACCGUCGUGCGGAUGAUGCGCGAGGAGGGACAGAGACCGGUUACCUUCCCGCCAAGUUUGGAGUCGCGCAGCUGUCAGUCUUGAAGAAUGACCUUGGAGAAGCCAAGCUCCGUCUGGAGAAGAUGAUUCAGCAGUCAAAGAACCAUGAGGCCAUGAUUCUUCUGGGUACUCUGUAUGCCGAGGAAGUUUUCGCCAACCAGGUUAGCGACAGCAAGGAAGAUAAAUCUGCCGAGCUCAAGAAGGCCAUCACUCUUCUUGAAGGUGCCCGAAAUGCAUGGAAGGACCCAAAGAAGACACUGGCGCCAGAUGCAUCAGUCCUACUGAAUCUAGCACGCCUGUACGAGACAGAUCACCCUGACAAGGCUCUGCAGUGCUUGCAACAGGUGGAGCAACUUGAGCUGGACCAGGUUCCUCCUUCAGAACGCCCAGAAGAUGUAACAGACGAGGCCGAGAUCAAGGCUGCUCUUCGCAAGUCUCUGCCUCCUCAACUGCUCAACAACAUUGGCUGCUUCCACUCGCAAGCUGAGAAACACGAGCUUGCCAGUGAUAUGUUUGAGGCUGCUUUGAGCGCUUGCAUCAAGAUUGGCGAGAAGGAUCCUGACAUGGAUACGGAUGCUCUUGUGUCCACUAUCAGCUUCAACCUCGCCAGAAGCUACGAGUCACGAGGACUUACGGACAAGGCUGUCGAGGUUUAUGAAGGACUUUUGGCUCGCCACGACGACUACACAGAUGCUCGCGCACGACUGGCCUACAUCAAGCUCAGGAAGAACCCCAAUAAAGAAGGCCCUGAUGCUGUUGCCAAGUUGUACCAGGAGAACAACACCGACCUCGAGGUUCGUGCCCUCUAUGGCUGGUAUCUUGGCAGAGUGCACUCAAGGAAACGCCCUUCCAACAUCGGCGAGGACCCGGAAUUCCGCCAUUACAAGCACACUCUUCAAAACUACGACAAGCAUGAUCGACAUGCUCUGGUGGGAAUGGGCAACCUGUAUCUGAUCCAAGCCCGAGAGAUGCGCCGCGAGUCUGAAUCAGACAAGCAAAAGAGGAGUGCAACGUAUGGCAAGGCUGUCGAGUUCUUUGAGAAGGCUCUGUCGCUGGACCCAAAGAACGCAUAUGCUGCACAGGGUAUCGCCAUUGCCCUCGUGGAGGACAAGAAGGACUACAAGUCCGCACUCGGCAUCUUUAACAAGGUUCGGGAAACCCUUAGGGAUUCGCAUCUAUAUGUCAACUUGGGCCACAUCUAUGCCGAGCUGAGGCAGUACUCCAAGGCUAUCGAGCACUACGAGAUCGCCCUCUCGCGAGAUGGCAAAGCUAAUGACCCUGUGAUCCUUGCUUGCCUGGGACGAACUUGGUUGAACCGUGGCCGAUCGGAGCGCGACGUCGAUGCAUACAACAAGGCGCUCGAAUGCGCCCAGAAGGCCCUUGAAGUUGCCCCUGAGCAGGUUCACUACAAGUUCAAUGUUGCUUUUGUGCAGAUUCAACUCGUCACGAUGAUCCAAAAUCUGCCAGAGAACAAGCGCUCAGCAGAGCAGCUUGAGAAGGCCGCCGAAGGGCUUGAGGCUGCCAUCACAUCACUGGAUGAGAUUGCUACUCACCCUCAGACUCCUUAUCCCAAGCACGAUGUCGAACAGCGUGCCAACAUGGCCCGCAACACAUUGCGUAAGCAACUGGAGCGAGCCAUCGGGAAGCAAAAGGAGUGGGAGGAGAAGAACAAGGAGAAGAUCCAAGCAGCCAAGGCUCAACGAGAAUUGGAGCUUAAGCGCCGUGAAGAAGAACGCCAGAAGGUGCUCGAAGAGGAGAAAGAGCGACAAGACAAGAUCAAGAAGGAGCGUGAAGCCAUCGCUGCACGAGACAGACUGCAGGCCGAGAAGCGAGCCGAAGAGGAGCGUGCUCGCAUGGAGGCUGAGAUGACGACGGACAGCGAAACGGGAGAAAAGAUCAAGCGGAAGCGCAAGACUGCACCCCGAGCUUCCGGCGAGAGCAGGCCGAAGCGAUCAGGAGGAAAGAAGAAGAAGAAGGCAGACCGUCAAGAUGACGAGUCAGAGGAGGAGGAGGAGACUCAGCCCAAAAAGCGCCUCCGUCUUGGGAAGAAGGAGUCUCAGAAGUAUAAGAGCCAGGAGUUGGUGUAUAACAGCGAUGAUUCAGACGACGACGACGCGCUCGAACGUGCUGAAAGAAAUAUGGAAAGAGAGGAGACACCUCUAUCAGAGGCAGACGAAAGGGCCGUCGACGACGAUAAGAUGGACGUUGACGAGGAGGCCAACCAGGGGGCCGGCGAUGAGGACGAUGACGAGGAACUCGCUCCGCGCCAACAGCACAAGCGAGCCCGUCGUGGACGUGUCGUCGAGAGUGAUGACGAGGAGGAAGAGGAGGUCCCUGCUCCAGCCAAGAGCGCGUCUGGUGAUGAGGAUGAAGAGCCUCGUCGCGCGGACACGAGCAUGGCAGAUGCGGACGAUGACGAAGAAUAG
Molecule: messenger RNA, 3651 nt
Organism: Fusarium vanettenii 77-13-4
Lineage: Eukaryota; Fungi; Ascomycota; Sordariomycetes; Hypocreales; Nectriaceae
Product: RNA polymerase II-associated protein
Exons: 2
Coding region: 1-3651 (1216 amino acids)
Biological process (GO): regulation of DNA-templated transcription
Cellular component (GO): Cdc73/Paf1 complex
Molecular function (GO): RNA polymerase II complex binding
Source: RefSeq, a predicted model, not a curated record